Sclerotinia borealis F-4128 is the source of this 1326-nucleotide messenger RNA. Lineage: Eukaryota; Fungi; Ascomycota; Leotiomycetes; Helotiales; Sclerotiniaceae. The record is from the annotation of a GenBank genome assembly.
AUGACAAUCCAACAAAAUCUGGAAGUAAUUCCUCGAUUUCCCAAACGACGCGAAAUUCGGAAACUAUCCGUAAACACCACCGUCACGCUCAACGCCAUACCCGCUCAAUCACCCAUUCCACUUCCAACCUCCCCUUCCAAAAUCAUGACCCUCUCCGCCUUCUCCAGGGACCUAUCUUCAUGGGGCGUACCUCGCUGGCCAUUCGAGCCCAAAAUGGAAUGCAUACGUACACUUUUACUCGAACGUUUAGGUCUACGAGCUGACGUGCCUUGCAUCGUAUCCUUUGAUUCCCGGACUGCAUUCCGGAAAAUAUAUAAGGUGAUUAUUUAUCAAAAGAUUAGACUAGAAGGGGGAAGAGAGGAACAGAAAGAGAGGGUUUACUUUCUGAGCGUGAGAUAUCCUCUACAGGAGAGUGAAGAAACAUUGAGUGAGGUGGCUACCAUGAAAUUUGCACGGAAAUCGGGGGCGCCAGCACCAAGAGUAAUUGCUUGGGAUGCGGAGAGAAAGAAUCGACUGGGAUUCGAAUGGAUUCUGACGAGGAAAUUGGAGGGUAAAUCUCUCAAAGACGAAUGGGGCAAUCUAACAUUUGACCAAAAAGAAAAUGUGGUGAAAGGUAUAGCGAAAUGCCAAGCAAAACUUUUUGCGACAAGUUUUGACGAUAUAGGAAACAUUUUCGACGCACAGGAUACGAAUAGUUAUGUCACAGAUCUUCGAUACGGUGAUUUCAAUACAUCAUAUCAACUAUCGAGGGAACCUCGGCCUCUUGUUGGCCGAAUGCUAUCGAUAUCUUCAAUAAGUGACCUGGACUCAUAUUGUUCAUUCCCGGACAGUGCUUCUUAUUUGGAAGCUCUUUUAGUCCCUAUAUGGAAAGAAAUAUCGACGACACUACGGGACUCGACUAAUGAGGAAGAAAUGAUCGAAGCACAAAACCUCCAGAGGCUUGUUCAAAAGAUUCAUGUUAAGAUUCUUCAGUUGUCUCCUGAAACAACAGUUUCGACAGUACUUAUUCACGACGACUUAUCGAUGAGGAAUAUGCUGAUUGAUGAGUUGGGAAAUUUGACGGGGAUUUUGGGAUGGGAAAAUGCGAUGGUUAUGCCACUGUGGAAGGCAACCCAAUUUCCUCAAUUUUUGAGUGGCGACAAUGCACAGCAAUCAAAUACAGAAGGUCGGAAAGAAGUGAAUGGCAACCGAGAGGUAAAGAAUGAAGUGCUAAAAUUGAGGCGUCUCUAUGACGAGGAGGUGGCAGAAAGGGUGGCCGCUUGGAAAGAAGAAAUUCAUCAAGGGAAGACAAAGAGGGACCUUGGAAUUUGCAUGCAAAUAUUCUAG